Eleginops maclovinus (Patagonian blennie) is the source of this 3010-nucleotide messenger RNA. It is a transcript of the gene ints9, whose product is annotated as integrator complex subunit 9. The record is from RefSeq and is a predicted model, not a curated record. The transcript is spliced from 17 exons. Gene Ontology annotation, biological process: snRNA 3'-end processing. Gene Ontology annotation, cellular component: integrator complex. Bases 261 to 2165 code for a protein of 634 amino acids. Lineage: Eukaryota; Metazoa; Chordata; Actinopteri; Perciformes; Eleginopidae.
AUGGAGAGUGUUUUGUAGCAGCCGCCCCACCUCUAGCUGCCUAACAACAGCCUCCAACGUCAACACAAUACAAAGUCAUGCACCCAUGUAUCGGGCUGACAUGUAAUCACGAUAAUUAUAGUAUGGCGUGCCCUUCUAAGUUUCUCCUAAACUGAGUGAAACUGUUCAAUGUUCGGCCCUGGCUCGAGCCUGUGAACUAUUGUCUGUCUGGUCAUCCUACACUGCCUUGCAAUGUACUCAAGUUCAAAACCACCACUAUCAUGCUGGACUGUGGGCUGGACACCACCUCUGUCCUCAACUUCCUGCCCCUUCCUCUCGUGCACAGCCCCAGACUCUCCAAGCUUCCUGGUUGGGUCUCUAAGGAUGGAUCAGCAAACCUUGAGAAGGAGCUAAAGGAGUGUGCAGGAAGAGUGUUUGUGGACUCACAGCCGGAGUUCUGUCUCCCUGAGAAAGAACUGCUGGAUCUGUCCACCAUUGAUGUCAUCCUGAUAUCCAACUACCACUGUAUGAUGGCACUGCCCUACAUCACUGAACACACCGGCUUCACUGGGACAGUUUACGCCACAGAACCCACCCUGACCAUCGGCAGACUGUUCAUGGAGGAGCUGGUGAACUUCAUGGAGAGAGUUCCCAAAGCCCAGUCUGCCACCUGCUGGAAAAAUAAGGAAAUGCAGAGGAUGCUCCCCGGGCCGCUGAAGGAUGCAAUAGAUGUGUGGGCCUGGAAACGAAGCUACAGCAUGCAGGAGGUCAACUCCGCCCUCAGCAAAGUGCAGCUUGUGGGAUAUUCACAGAAAGUGGAGUUGUUUGGAGCUGUACAGGUCUCCCCUUUAAGCUCCGGUUACUCUUUGGGAAGCUCGAACUGGAUCAUCCAGUCUCAUCAUGAGAAGGUCUCCUAUGUGUCGGGUUCUUCCCUCCUCACCACACACCCACAGCCGAUGGACCAGAGCUCCCUCAAGAACAGUGAUGUUCUGAUUCUUACUGGUCUCACUCAGAUGCCCACCGCCAACCCAGACGGCAUGCUAGGAGAAUUCUGCAGCAACCUUGCCAUGACGAUUCGAGCAGGAGGUAACGUGCUGGUGCCGUGCUACUCCUCGGGGGUGAUCUAUGACCUGCUGGAGUGUCUGUACCAGUUCAUAGAGAGCGCCAACCUGGGGACCACACCCUUCUACUUCAUCUCCCCCGUGGCCAACAGCUCUCUGGAGUUCUCUCAGAUCUUUGCUGAGUGGUUGUGCCACAACAAGCAGUCAAAGGUGUAUCUUCCAGAGCCCCCGUUCCCUCACGCAGAGUUGAUCCAGACCAACAAGCUGAAGCACUACCCCAGCAUCCACGGAGACUUCAGCAGCGAGUUCCGUCAGCCCUGCGUGGUUUUCACCGGUCACCCCUCUCUGCGCUUCGGAGACGUGGUUCACUUCAUGGAGCUGUGGGGCAAAUCCAGCAUCAACACCAUCAUCUUCACAGAGCCAGACUUUUCCUACCUGGAUGCUCUGGCUCCCUACCAGCCGCUGGCCAUGAAGUGUGUUUACUGUCCCAUCGACACACGGCUCAACUUCCACCAAGUGUCAAAGCUGCUCAAGGAAGUCCAGCCCCUCCAUGUGGUGUGUCCGGAGCAGUACACCCAGCCCCCCCUGACCCAGUCCCACCGCUCUGAUCUCAUGCUCGAGCUGCAGCCCCCACCCAUGCCCUACAGACGCUGCUCUGUGCUCAACCUGCCCUUCAGACGCCGCUACGAGCGGGUCUACAUCCUGCCGGAGCUGGCCAACUCCUUGGUGCCCUCUGAGAUCAAACCUGGUGUCUCCCUGGCAACGGUGUCUGCGGUGCUGCACUCCAAAGACAACAAGCACACACUGCAGUCAGUGCCUAAACCCCCUCCAGUGGCCCCCAGCAAGAAGAGGAAGCGUGUGCUGGAGGAGCCUCCGGCAGUGCUAGCGCCCAAACCCCUGCUUAGUGGAGCUGUGCCCCUGGAGGCUUUCCUGGUCACUUUGCAGAAGCACGGUAUCACAGAAGUCAAGGUGGAAGAGACGGCAGACGGACACAUUCUGCAUCUGCAGGCGGAGGACACUCUGAUCCAGUUGGAGGAGGACGGGACUCACAUCGUCUGUGACAACAACGAGCCGCUGCGCACCACCCUGAGAGACCUGGUGCUGCGCUUCCUGCAGAAACUCUGACCUCAUCACGCCUCGUUAUUGUUAGUUUUCUAACAGUGUUUCUGCUUUAUUGGACUGCAAAAGGAAAGAGACGAUGGUGGAGGUGGACAAAGAGCUGUGAAAUGGACUGUCUCAACUCAGUAACUUUCCGAUCAUAUUUUGAUAAAUAGUAUUUUGUAUUAAAAAAUGUUUUUGUUAGAGAUCAUCUCUGUGAGUUUUAUAUCAUAGCAGUGUCCUUAUUCAGAAAACUGUAAUAUUGAGAAACACCAAAGAAAACAAACAAAAUGUCAUUUGCAUUUCACGUUAUCCAACUUUAUAAAAAAGAAAGGUGAAAAUGUAUUUAAAUCCCUGAAAACAAGUUAAACCCCUGAUCCCCUCAGUGUUUGUAAUCAGCUGAAGAGCUUGCAGGUGUUUUGGACCAGAAGUAAGACCAUGCGAAGUGCUUUUAAGUGGGAACAAAAUGUUUCCUGCUGUAUCUGAAUGAGAUGUUCUGAGGUCCGCACGACCCGCUGCACGUCUUUUGAAAAGGCGUAAUUGGCCCUUUUAUUUUUUUUAUGUGACAUAGCAGGACAAAUCCCAGGAUUCAGUGACACAUGGAUGAUGGCUCACUUUCUGGCAACAUAGGCUAAUCAUUAAACCUUGCUACACAGGUCAAACUGUCCUGACUGGAGGUUUAAUGGUUGAUAUUUAUACUUUGGCAUAAUAUCCAGAACUGGUCUGCAUUUUUCAUCUAGGUCAUGUACAGCAUUAUUGUACAAUUUCAGUAUUAUUUUUUAGGAAAGACCUUUGAUACAUUUUUAAGUUCUUUGUUUGUACCAGGCAUUAUAUUUUAAUUGUUCAGCUGCGUAUAUAAAAACAUGACAGAA